Syngnathoides biaculeatus (alligator pipefish) is the source of this 3357-nucleotide messenger RNA. RefSeq names its product glucosidase, beta (bile acid) 2 (gene gba2). The record is from RefSeq and is a predicted model, not a curated record. Gene Ontology annotation, biological process: central nervous system development; glucosylceramide catabolic process; carbohydrate metabolic process. Gene Ontology annotation, cellular component: membrane. The transcript is spliced from 18 exons. Bases 355 to 2952 code for a protein of 865 amino acids. Gene Ontology annotation, molecular function: glucosylceramidase activity; beta-glucosidase activity. NCBI's taxonomy places the organism in Eukaryota, Metazoa, Chordata, Actinopteri, Syngnathiformes, Syngnathidae.
CCGGACUAAAAAUGGUUUCGCCGUGAGUGGUGGUCUCGCUUUCUUGCUUGUUGUCCGACACCGUCGUGACUUCCUGCCUGCUGGCCGAGCACACCCAGCCGCUUUCUGCUCGGAGCUCAACGCUCCCGCUGCUGAUUCAAGAUGUCGCCGUGACAUGAAGGCUGCCCCGAGAAGGACGGUCGCUAAUGUGCGUUUGAGUAACCCUCAUCAUGGCCCCUGGGGGCUCCAACCUAAAGGCGCCUUGAUCGGCUUUUCGCCCCUGGCCCAACGAACUUGUGUUUGACAAAGGGGAGUGACAGCUUCAUCUCGCUGCUUCCUGCUCCAACCAACCAACCAACCAACAACAACUUGAAAAUGGCUGAAGAUUGGGGGGAGAGAUCCACAGCGGAGCUCAUGAGCAGGUACCUGCCCAAGGAAAUGGGGCACGGGGUACCCCUGGCUGGGUGGCGCAUCUGCUUGGCCCAUGAGUUCAAGGAGAAGAGGAGGCCUUUUCAGGCAAAGGAUGUGUCCCUGGCGAACAUUGUGGAGCACACUGGCCUUGGAAUCAGGUAUUUAAAAUGGUGGUACAAGAAGACGCAGGUAGAAAGGAAGGCGCCGUUCAUCGACAUGUUUCGCGCACAGCCUUUGCGGCAGAUAUACGGUGCCCCCCUCGGCGGUAUCGGAGGAGGGACUAUCACCAGAGGUUGGAGGGGGGAGUUUUGUCGGUGGCAGCUCACCCCCGGGAUGUAUCAGUACAAGACUGUCGCAGCUAAUCAGUUUACCGUGUGUUUGCGUCGCGGGGGGCAAACGGUUUACCAGCAGGUGCUCUCGGUCGAGCGCCCGCCGACGCUGCAAGGCUGGAACUGGGGGUUCUGCGGCGAGUAUGCCUUCUAUCACGCCCUGUACCCCCGCGCCUGGACCGUCUACCACCUGCCGGGGCAAAACGUCACGCUCACUUGCAGACAGGUUUCCCCCGUCAUUCCUCACGACUACCAGGACUCCUGUUUGCCGGUGGCGGUGUUCGUUUGGGACGUGGAGAACAAGAAUGACUUCGCUCUGGACGUCACCAUCAUGUUCACGAUGGUCAAUGGGUCCGGGCACAAGGACGACAAAGGUGGGGGCCACUGGAAUGAACCAUUUCAUCUUGAAAAGGAGGGGGAGGCUGUGUCUGGGGUGUUACUGCAUCAUUCCUCAGCAGUGAACCCUUACACUUUAUGCAUCGCAGCUCAAGAGCAGCCAAACAGGGAAGUCAGCCAUCAAACUGCGUUCAGUCCAAAGGGAACCUGCUGUGGCUUGUGGAGCGACCUAAUCACUGACGGACGCCUGGACUCUCCCGCGGGCUCCAGUCCACCGACACCCAAAGGAGAGAAGGUGGCUGCGGCGCUGGCUGUUGGCUGCUCCGUGUUGCCUCAGCGCAGAAACACCCUGGAGUUCUGUCUGGCGUGGGACAUGCCCAAAAUCACCUUUGGGUCUCGAGAGACGCAGCACCACAGGCGCUACACUCGUUACUUUGGGAGCGAAGGGGACGCGUCGCCCUCGCUCAGUCACUACGCCCUGGCGCACUACAAAGUCUGGGAGGAGAAGAUCGAGGAGUGGCAAGCAAGCGUACUGCGGGACAGUUCCCUCCCCUCCUGGUACAAGUCGGCUUUGUUCAACGAGCUGUACUACGUGGCCGACGGGGGGACGGUAUGGACGGAGCUCCGCGAGGACGCCGACGUCAGCGGCGGCGUGCGCGGCGAAGACGGCGGCCUGCCCGCUCAGCCGGCGGUCAUCAAAGAGUACGGCCGCUUCGCCUACCUCGAAGGUCAAGAGUACAGAAUGUACAACACGUACGACGUGCACUUCUAUGCUUCUUUUGCACUUAUCAUGCUUUGGCCCAAACUUGCCUUGAGUAUGCAAUAUGACAUUGCCGGCAGUGUCGUUCAGCAGGAUUUAACAGAGAGGUUGCAUCUGAUGAGCGGCAAGUACGCCGCGGUCAAGGCAAAAAAUGUGGUGCCUCACGACAUUGGAGAUCCAGACGACGAGCCGUGGCAAAGAGUGAACGCCUAUCUCAUUCAUGACACCGCCUUCUGGAAGGACUUGAACCUAAAAUUUGUCCUGCAGGUCUACAGGGACUAUCACCUGACCCAGGACGAGCAGUAUCUGCGGGACAUGUGGCCCAUCUGCCAGUAUUCCCUGCGCUCGCUCCGCCAGGCGGUGAUGGAGUCGGAACUCGAGUUCGACCUCGACGGAGACGGCCUGAUCGAGAACUCUGGCUUUCCUGACCAGACUUAUGACGGCUGGACAGUAACUGGACCGAGUGCGUACUGUGGCGGGCUGUGGCUGGCCUCCUUGUGCGUUAUGUGCAAAAUGGCCAGCCUGCUCGACAACCAAGCGGCGGCGCAACAGCGCUAUCGAGACAUCUUGGACAGAGGCAGCGUCGCUUUUGAUAAACUACUGUGGAACGGAAAGUACUACAACUACGACAGCAGUGAGCGAGACCUCUCGAACAGCGUCAUGUCCGACCAGUGUGCCGGCCACUGGUUCCUGAGGGCGUCUGGCCUCGGAGAAGGAGACUUCCAGGUUUUUCCCAGAGAAAACAUCCGGGCCGCACUCCAAACCGUUUUCGACUUGAACGUGAUGAGCUUCGCCGGCGGUCAGAUGGGCGCCGUCAACGGCAUGCGGCCCGAGGGCGCGGUGGACCGCUCCAGCGUCCAGUCCGACGAGGUUUGGAUCGGCGUGGUUUACGGACUGGCGGCCACCAUGAUCCACGAGGGUAUGCUGUCUGAAGGGAUGCGCACGGCGGAGGGCUGCUACCGAGUGGUGUGGGAGAGGCUGGGCAUGGCCUUCCAGACGCCAGAAGCUUACUGCGAGAAGGCCAUCUACCGCUCGCUGGCGUACAUGAGGCCGCUCAGCAUUUGGGCCAUGCAGCUGGCUCUCAGCCGCUCGCGUGAUGAUCGCCAGGCGGGGGGCGGAGAAGGUGCAAGUCAAUGAGCUCCCCUCAGGACCCUUUGGAAAUCCCAACUCUGAUCCGUUAGGUUUGUCUGCAGCCUGAAGGUCAUAGCCUUAUUUGAAUUCUGUUUUUUUCCCCUCCCGUUUUUAAGAUGCCGGCGGUGUAAAAUCGUAGCCCGUGUGUUCCGACACCUUGUCAAUUUGCACGUCGUUAUGCAAAUACUGUUUUUCUUUUUAUUAUUACAGGUGCUUGUAAAUUGAGCUUUCAAAUAACCUUUACAGUUAUUUGAAUACUGUCCUAAAUAAUAAUAUACAGUUACCGAAACGUGCUUUUUUUAUGCAUACGAAUGUUGCACCUUUUCUCAUAUCAAGGUAGCUGCACUUCUAAAUGUUUUCUUGGACCCGCACCUACAACAAUCCUCCUGAAUAAAUUACUGUCAAGGAUGA